Molecule: messenger RNA, 576 nt
Organism: Gaeumannomyces tritici R3-111a-1
Lineage: Eukaryota; Fungi; Ascomycota; Sordariomycetes; Magnaporthales; Magnaporthaceae
Exons: 2
Coding region: 1-576 (191 amino acids)
Source: RefSeq, a predicted model, not a curated record
AUGCUGUUCCUCGCGACAAUCAUCGGCCUCCUGGCCCAGGCCUCCGCCCACGGCGUCGUCAUCUCGCCCGCGACCCGGCAGCCCGGCGCCGCGACCGCGGCCGCCUGCGGCAAGAAGAUGGUGGAUUUCUACAAGGCGGACGGCACGUCGUACCCCGAGGCCUUCCAGCGGACGGCGGGCUGGAGCACGGGCGGUUACAACCCGGCCACUUGCAACAUGUGGCUCUGCAAGGGGUACCAGUUCGCCGACAACGCGGCCCAGGUCCAGAGGUACGCGGCCGGCGCCGAGGUCGCCGUGGCCGUCACCAUCCGCAUCCCGCACAAGGGCUACGCCAACGUGAGCGUCGUGGACACCAAGGCCAACAAGGUCGUCGGGGAGCCGCUGCGUGUCUGGCGCGACGGGUAUGCCGACCCGGCAAAGUUUCCGAACAUGCUUGGGGACCAGGUCAAGUUCAACAUCACGGUGCCGGAUCUUGGGUCAAAGUGCAGCGUGGCUGGCACGUGUGCGAUCCAAUGGCACUGGUUUGGUCAGGGCCAGACAUACCAGUCGUGCAUCGACUUCACUCAGACGCCGUAA